Messenger RNA from Diaporthe amygdali, 513 nucleotides. RefSeq lists its product as uncharacterized. The transcript has 2 exons. NCBI's taxonomy places the organism in Eukaryota, Fungi, Ascomycota, Sordariomycetes, Diaporthales, Diaporthaceae. Bases 1 to 513 code for a protein of 170 amino acids. The record is from RefSeq and is a predicted model, not a curated record.
AUGUAUAUCAAGGCCGCCGUUCUCUUCCUCGCCGCCUCGGCCCUGGCUCUGCCCACCGUCCAGGAUGGCAACCACAAGCGUGCCGCCGUCCUGACUAAGCAGAGCUACGCCGACUUCCAGGUCAGCGACGGAGUUGCUGGAAACGCACUCGCAGAGGUCCAGGCCAAGUUCCCUAUCGACGAGAACGACCUGGCCAACGUCGACCCCGCUGAUGCGGCCAUCAUCAAGGCGGCUCGGGUGACAGCCGAGGACGCCGAGGUCAACACGGGCGGCUUCAACGACGCCAUCGCCGCCGCCAGCGGCGAUGCCGCCGACGCCCUCCAGGUGGGCAAGAUCAAGAACAAGGUCCUGAAGCUCAAGCUCGAGGUCCUCGACCUGGGCAUCUCCCAGGCCCAGGGCGGCAGUGACAACACGGCCAAGAUCGCCGCCGAGCAGAAGAAGCUCGACACCAACAUCGCCACCGACAAGAAGUCGGCCGGCCAGACCAGCCAGUCGGUCAACUUCCAGGGUUAA